Molecule: messenger RNA, 2319 nt
Organism: Closterium sp. Yama58-4
Lineage: Eukaryota; Viridiplantae; Streptophyta; Zygnematophyceae; Desmidiales; Closteriaceae
Source: the annotation of a GenBank genome assembly
AUGCGGGAGUGCCUCUUGAGUCGACUCAAAAGUCAUCUCAUUCCUUGCCUCCUCUCCCCUUGUCCCUUGUCCCCAACCCCACUAUCAGACGCGGGAGUACCCCUUCUACUCAUCAACCCUCCCCCGGAGCUCACUCCCAAAGACGCGGGAGUGCCCCUUCUAGUCAUCAACCCUCCCCCGGAGCUCACUCCCCAAGACACCACGGCGGUUCGGCGGGCGGCGCGGGUAGGCUGGGGCCGAACCGAGGCUGCCCCGGCGGCUCGGUACGGCGAUGUGAUGGCAGCUUACGAAGGGGCGAUGAGGGGUGUUUACCAGCAAUUACCCGGAAUCGUGGCCCUCACUUGUCUCUUCCAUCGCUCCAUCAGCACUGGUGGGCGGGUCAUGUACAUUGGGGUUGACUCGCUUGGCCUCGUCGGCCUUAUCGACGCCUCCGAACAGGUGCCCACCUUUGGAGCGCGCCCAGGCUCCUUCCAAGGCUUCCUCACCUCCACGUGGCACCGCCUGAUUCGUCCGUUGAAUCAGCACACAGUCGAUCCCUUGGAGCCUCUGAGGGCCAUCAGCACAGACCACUUUCUCGACCAAGUCCUUCCCACCACACGUGCCAACGACACUGUACUUCUGCUAGAAUCACACGUGCUACAGCCACAGCUGUUCCCUCUACCGCUCCUCACCGCCCUCCACUCACGAGCUAAGCAGGGGCUGCUGUCCCUCGCUUUGCUAAGUGUCGGUGUGGCUCCUCACGACCGGCUUUUAAUGGUUUAUGAUGAUGAGGAUGGGAUGGAGGAGGGGGAGGAGCGGGAGGACGAGAGUGAAGGGGAAGAGAGUGAGGUGGGAGAGAGUGAGGAGGAGGAGCGGGGGGAGGAAAACGAGGAGGAUGAGGAGGGAGAGGAGGAAGGGGAGGUUGAGCAAGAGGAGGGUGGAGCAGAAGGGCAAGGGGAGGAAGGGAAGGAGGGAAGGAAGGGGGGAGCGGAGGAGGAAGGGGAGGAGGGAGGGGAGGAGGACGAAGAGGAGGAAGGUGGAAGCAGUGAUUCGGGGGUGCUGGUGGGGAGGGAGUCAAGAGAGGAUGAGAGAGAGGGUACAUCUGGGGGGGAGGAUGGGGAGGAGGGCGAGGAGGGGAGUGAGGAGGGGACCCUCAGUCCCACCUUCCUCCACGUCACCAUUUCUCUCCCUGCUCCCUCUGCCGCUCCUCUCCUCCCCCGCACCGACCUCUUUGCACAACUGGCAGUGAAAUUAGCACUUAAUGUUGCUAGUAGCGGAGCGCAUGUGCUUCUAGGCAAGGUGUACAGUAAUCGCAUGGUGGACCUUAGAGUGAGUAACGAGAAGCUCUUUAAGAGAGCGGUGAGGGUGGUGGGGGAGCUGGCCGGGGUAGGGGAGGAGGAGGCGGAGAGAUGUGUGAGGAGGGCGAUAGUUAUUGCUGAAAGGGAAGAAGGGAUGGAGGGGAGGGAGAGGAUGGAGGGGAGGGAGAGGAGGGAGGGGAGGGUGAAGGGAGAGGUAGGGGAUGAUGAGGGGGAUAGCAUGGGAAGAACAGUUGAGGAGAUGGUGAGGGUUGGGGCGAAGAUGGAGAGAAUAGUGCCCACUGCGAUUCUGCUGGCAGCUGGGUGCUUUGGUGAUGAAGAGAGCGCUAGAGACGCAGCACUGAGUAAUAGGAGCCGGAGUCGGAUGAAUUCAAUCUGGCGAGUGGCUUACACCAGCCUAUGCCACCCAAUCGUCUUACAUGCUCUGCUUGGAUCGGUUAUUCGACAGUCGCAGGUGUUCGGAACCUUGAAUGAGGUUUUCCGUCGUCCGACAUCUUCCGUCCUGCGUCAACAACGCUUGACAAGAUUGCAGGCCGGUUGUCCCCUGCGAAGAAUACUUGAAGGUAGCUGCUUGAAGAUGCCUUUCUCCCCUCCCGCCGUUUCCUUCGUCCCGUUUCCAGCCGUCACCAUCGCCGCGUUUCCCGCCGUCGCCAUCGCCGCGUUUCCCGCCGUCGCCAUCGCCGCGUUUCCCGCCGCCUCCGUCUCCGCGCUUCUCAACAUUCGUUCUCACGAACUGCGAGUACAGGCCUCACAGACCCCAGUAGUUUCUCUUGCUCGCCGCCUACUCCCCAGUCAUCAUCCGCGUCCCCGUCUCCUCGAGUCGCAUCAUAUUCUCAAGCUGCGUCCCCGUCUCCUCGAGUCGCAUCAUAUUCUCAAGCUGCGUCCCCUUCUCCUCGAGUCGCAUCCUAUUCUCAAGCUGCGUCCCCUUCUCCUCGAGUCGCAUCAUAUUCUCAAGCUGCGUCCCCUUCCCCUCGACUCGCGACAUAUUCCCAAGCUGCAGUUCCGGGCUUCAUGCCUCCUCUGA